Messenger RNA from Symbiodinium sp. CCMP2456, 548 nucleotides. NCBI's taxonomy places the organism in Eukaryota, Dinophyceae, Suessiales, Symbiodiniaceae. The record is from the annotation of a GenBank genome assembly.
AUGGAUAGCUCGACUGAGAGCCAGGACCCGCCAACCGCAGAGCAAACUCUGCCACAGAUGGAGCACCUGGCCGUGGCCGUGGCGCAGAUUCAGGAGCAGCUGCUGGAAAUUCAGGAUUUCCGCAGGGCGCUGACCAGGAUCGAGCGCUCAGUGGACUCGAUUCGAGGAGGAGACCCGGGCUCGACCUCGCGACCAGUUCGUCGGAAGGUCUCCGGCGCGAGCACCAGCGCCAAGGAAGUACGAGCUCGGCUCGGGGAUCGAACGAGAUCCCACCUCUCCUCGAGCUCGGGGACCAUUACUACCUCCAUGAACAAGAUGAUGGAUGUUCUAGAAGAACAGACGGCACGGCAGCUGCAGCAGAAGCUGCGACGGAAGUCGGGGACCAUCGGGGAAGAAGGCGUUGAGCCACUGGAGCCAAACCAACAGCCUGAAGUCGAUACGAUCGGCCUGCACCAACCGAGCUCCUUGGAUUCAUCUCCCGCGAGCGGUCGGCGAGCGAAAGCCGGAUAUCAAGCCUCCGCCUCUUUGACUUCCGUCUCUCCGAAGCA